Molecule: messenger RNA, 1038 nt
Organism: Dicentrarchus labrax (European seabass)
Lineage: Eukaryota; Metazoa; Chordata; Actinopteri; Moronidae
Gene: cmc1
Product: C-x(9)-C motif containing 1
Exons: 4
Coding region: 83-406 (107 amino acids)
Cellular component (GO): mitochondrion
Source: RefSeq, a predicted model, not a curated record
ACGUCAGCGGAAGUAUUCUGAGCGUGCGCAGGCCGGGGUCACAUUGGUUCAGUUUUGUAAUGUUUUGAGAAACACCACCAUAAUGGAGGCAGCUAACGCAGAGGAGAUCCAGCUGAGGCAUGUGGAGACAGAUGUCCUGAUCCCCAAGAUGAUGAGGGAGAAAGCCAAGGAGAUCUGUGCAGAGAAAGUUGAAGCCUUCAACCACUGCUGUAAAGAAUCUGGUUUCCUCAUGGUGUUAAAGUGUCGAGAAGAGAAUGCUGCACUGAAGGAAUGUCUGACAAUACACUAUAAGGACCCUAAGUUCUUCGAGGAGUGUAAGCAGGAGUACAUCAGAGAGAAACUGGAGUUUGAGCAGACAGGAAUCCCAGCAAAGAACAGGAAACAAAAACUCCCAACUAGCAUGUAAUAAACGACAUGACGUCCCUCCUUUCAUGGUAAAGGUGUGGAGUGUAAGGAUCUGGCCAUAACCAGUCCUACAAGUCCUACACACCAAGGAUACAUGGUCAUGUGGCAGGGUUUAUUACUCAUAAAGGCACAAGCCUUUGUACUUUAUUUAAAUCUGUGGAAUUUCUGACUGAAACUACUUUGGUGGGGCCAGAGCGGUAUAUAAUCAAAAUAAUGCCUGUUUUUAUGUUCUGUAUAUUUGCAAAAUUUUCUCCGUCAGAUGGUCAGAACUAUCUUCCUCCCUUGAUUGAAUCAGCAGAAUUUACAUUACAUUUACCAAUCAGCUUAUUGAAUUAUAAAAAAUACAGAAAGAUACCAUCAUGGUACAGUCACUUCCUGUACCUAAAUCUGGAAGAUCUUCAUUAGAGUGCAGCUAGGCGUGCAGUCAUAAAGUGUACAUGCAAUGACAGCAAGGGUUCAUCUGCAGAAGAAAGUUUAUAUUACCAAACAAAGAAUUCAAAAAGACUGGUAAAUGUAAAGACAUUUGUACAGUGUAUGUAAGAGACUCUGUCAUCUAACCAAGAAAUGAACCAUGUGUAAUCAUGUUAAAUAUGUAACGGAAUGUGACAUUGUAAAUAAAUCAAAUACUCAGUA